Messenger RNA from Zonotrichia albicollis (white-throated sparrow), 2998 nucleotides. The record is from RefSeq and is a predicted model, not a curated record. Lineage: Eukaryota; Metazoa; Chordata; Aves; Passeriformes; Passerellidae.
GUACCUCGGAGUUAUGCCCGCGUACAGCGCUGCGGACGAUGCGCUGACAACCAAGUUGGUGACUUUCUAUGAGCACCUGAAGGAUUCCUCCGUGCCUUCCCACCAGGCGACUGUGCUCCUGUUCGACCCCAGCAAUGGCACUUUGAAAGCUGUCAUGGAUGGCAGUGUCAUCACAGCAAAACGAACAGCUGCAGUUUCUGCCAUUGCUACCAAGUUGUUGAUGCCACCUUUUGCAGAAGUGCUGUGCAUUUUGGGAGCUGGUGUUCAAGCAUACAGCCAUUAUGAUAUCUUCACAGAACUGUUCACAUUUAAAGAGGUGCGGAUCUGGAAUCGCACCAAGGACAGGGCAGUGCAGUUCGCCAGCGCUGCCCGCGGCCCCGUGCGGGUCUGCGCCUCCGCCCAGGAGGCGGUGACAGGGGCCGAUGUCAUCGUGACAGUCACCAUGGCAACGGCUCCCAUCCUCUUCGGGGACUGGGUGAAGCCAGGUGCCCACAUCAAUGCUGUUGGAGCAAGCAGACCAGACUGGAGAGAACUGGAUGAUGAGCUGAUGAAGAAUUCUGUUCUGUUUGUGGAUUCCAGAGAUGCUGCUCUUACAGAAUCAGGAGAUGUUAUUUUAUCAGGGGCGGAGAUUUUUGCUGAGCUGGGGGAGGUUUUGAAGGGUACAAAACCAGCCCUGCCUGAGAAAACAACAGUGUUUAAAUCAUUGGGGAUGGCAGUUGAAGACACAGUAGCUGCAAAAUUUGUUUAUGAUGCCUGGUCAGCUGGUAACUAAAGAGAGAAGACUACAAUGCCAGUGAGGCCAAGAAAAUCAUUUGCACUUAGUUUUCCUGAAUCCUGUGCUAACAAGAAAGGCACCAAUCCUAUCUACAUGCGGCCCUUCUAGAACACUCAAGAAGGAAAAGUAAAAUUUCAGCAAUAGACUAAUUUCUGAAGUCUUCUAAUUUCAAGUAUUGGAUACUUGCAGUAUUGUCAAUAAAUGUCUCUCUUUUGUAACAGCAAGUAUUAGAUGCUUGCAGUGAUACUAACAAGGCUAUCUUUCCAUAUUUUGGUAUAAUUCUGGAAUCAAUGCCUUUCCUCUCUAAUUAUUUAUGUAGCAGAAGCCUGUGUGUAGAUUUCGUGGUUUUUAGAGGGAUUAUUCAUUCUGGUGUAAAAUAGAACAGUUUGUAGAAUGGGCUCUGGCAUCAUAUUUACCUGAGGGUACUUUAGAUGCAGCUGUGGGUUUCAGUGCUCCAGUGACAGUGACUUUGUCUUCAGGCUCCAAGGCACACAGCCUUCCUCUGGCCCCUGGACACACCUUCCCUUCCAGCUCACUGGAAGUCACCAUUUUUUUCAGCCCUUGCAAUCCACCUUCUUUUGCCCUCAGUGGUUUUUCAGUAAGGGCACAGUUCUGAGUGGGGGUUUAUGUAAUCAAAUAAUACCUCCCUCCAGUUGGGUUUCUCCUUAGUACCUCCCUUAGUACCUGCCUCACUGGAUAUUGCCAUUUUCACAUUGCAAGGAGUCACACAGAAUGUGAGGACUAAGAUGUGUUCUGAUUUAACUUUUAUCUCAAUUCUGUAGGGAGAUUUUGCUGUUAAUCUAUGGUGCCUCUGAGUUGUUUUGCUAAGCUUCUUGAAGGCUGGAACCACACAAACUGAUUUCAAGUAUGCAGGCAAAUCUUUUCAGUUAGGCUGUACCAUGCUUCAAUUGCUAAUUGUUCUAUUAUCACAGAUAUUAGCUGGGGCAGGAAUUUUCAUGAUCCUUUCCUGGCAGAGGAGCCCAGUCACAUAAGGAAAAGUUCCAGUUUUGUUCUGUUAUGCAACGGCCUUGCAAAAGAGUGAGCAUCUGCUGAAAAACAGCUAUUGCCCUGGAAACAAAUUCCUGUCUCAGGCUCACAAGUUGUGCCUUGUGAAAUUUUAUUUCCAUUUUCACAUUAUUUCAUGCAGGCUAUUAAGUGUUUCUUCCUGCUGUGGAAGACUAGGAUGGCAUUUUGUAACAUGCCAGUAGAAUAGAGCAGAGCAACAGGAAGGAGGGUCAGGAGCAGCUGGCAUUAAAGCCCUGGAGAAUGCAUAGGUAGGUGUAGAAGAGGUUAAUGAGUACAGUGCAGGUGUGAUGUAAAUAAUACUCCCAGUUGUAUGCCUGGUGUAAGCUAGUUGGAAAAUGUACUAAGUGGCAGAGGUAGCAUAGAAAGGUACCAGACCACUGAUAGGCCUGAAGGAUGUUUGGUGUGGAUCCAAACUGAACUCCACUGAUCCUGUUUAUUCCAUCAGAAAAAAAACAACAGAAAUUUCUCUGGGAGCUUCUGUGUUUUAACUGCAGCGAAAUUACCCUUCUGUUUUUACAUGUCUUGUUUCUUCUCUGUCAUUUCUGAAGUGUUCAGAAGCUUGUGUUGACUUAGUUUCUUGGUUCAUUCAUUCACUAACCUGAGGUAAACAUGAAAGCAGAUGAUGCUCCAUUAUUCAAUGACUCCACAGAAACUUGCAAUUAAUAAUUAUAACAGUAUUAUGCCCUUUCUGGGCCAGUGUUAUACCAGGUUUGAAAUUUGAAGUGAGAUGUAGUGUUUGGGAAGAAGGUAAGUCCAGUUUAUUUUCACAUGUACUCCCCUACAGACUAUGGACUUUAAAAAAUAAAUGGAGCCAGUCCAAAGACCUGGUUCUGAAAACCCACAUUGUUCUCAGCUUCAUUGGCAGUGAGAGAUUUUGGGAGCCUGGCUUCAGUGUUGUACCUCUGAUGUCAUGAAGUUCAGCUACAAUGGGAAUUGCUUGGAUGCCACCUUUAGAUUUUCUGAGGGGAAAUAUUAGCAUCAAUUUCUAUGUUUCCUUCUCUUACAAACUAAUGGAUCAUGAAAUUGUGUAACUUGCAUUUAUAUUAAAAUUAAAUAGAUACUGCUGUUUGUCUUUGACAUUCAUUUUGUUGUCCAUUUCUUUUGUAGUUUGUGGUUGAUUUAUUUGUUGACAAGAAAGAAAGUAUUGAAGUUGUUGCAGUGACUGCUCUCUCAAUAAAUGUGAUCACUGAAUGCAAA